GUGUGGCCGGCAGCGGCGGCGGAGGGGAGAGAAGCGAAGAGAAGGGAGAGGAGCGGCAGGGGGAAGGCAGGGAGGAUGCUGAAAAGCUGCGGGAGGAAACUGCUCCUGUCCCUUGUGGGCUCCAUGUUCACCUGCCUCUUGGUGCUGAUGGUGGAGCCGCCGGGGCGGCCGGGGCUAGCCCGGGGGGAGGCCGGCGGGGCGCAGCGGGCGCUGCAGAGCCUGGGGCCGGGGGCGGCCGCGCCCCCGCCGGCGCAGGGUCCCGCCGGCCUCCGCAGCUUCGCCGAUUACUUCGGGCGGCUGAGUCGAGCCCGGCGGGAGCUGCCCGCCGCCCCGCCGAGCCCCCCGCGGCCGCCGGCCGAGGACAUCUCCCCCCGCGAUGUCUUCAUCGCUGUCAAGACCACCAAAAAGUUUCACAAGGCGCGGCUGGAGCUGCUGCUCGACACCUGGAUCUCUCGCAACCGCGACAUGACCUUCAUCUUCACGGAUGGGGAGGAUGAGGAGCUGAAGAAGCAAGCACGAAAUGUCAUCAACACCAACUGCUCAGCAGCCCACAGCCGCCAGGCCCUGUCCUGCAAGAUGGCCGUGGAGUAUGACAAGUUCAUCGAGUCCGGCAGAAAGUGGUUCUGCCACGUGGACGAUGACAAUUACGUGAACGUGCGGACGCUGGUGAAGCUGCUCUCCAGCUAUCCCCAUACACAGGACAUCUACAUUGGGAAGCCCAGCCUGGACCGGCCCAUCCAGGCUACAGAGAGGAUCAGCGAGAACAAGAUGCAUCCUGUGCAUUUCUGGUUUGCCACGGGCGGAGCGGGGUUUUGUAUCAGCCGGGGGCUGGCGCUGAAGAUGAGCCCGUGGGCCAGCGGGGGCCACUUCAUGAGCACCGCAGAGAAGAUUCGCCUGCCCGAUGACUGCACCAUCGGCUACAUCAUUGAGUCCGUGCUGGGGGUGAAGCUCAUCCGGAGCAACCUCUUCCACUCCCACCUGGAGAACCUCCACCAGGUGCCCAAGUCAGAGAUUCACAAACAGGUGACACUAAGCUACGGCAUGUUCGAAAACAAGCGCAACUCCAUCCACAUGAAGGGAGCCUUCUCCGUCGAGGAGGACCCAUCCAGGUUUCGCUCCGUGCACUGCCUGCUGUACCCCGACACGCCGUGGUGCCCCACCAACGUGGUUUACUGAGAGGCCUGUGUCCCUCCCAACCUCGUCCCGAAUCUCCCCGGUAUCCGACGGGCGUGCGGGACCCGCGAGUUGCGGGCAUGUGGGUCCGGCCUCGCUGUGAGGCGGACGGACGUCGUUGCUGUGGUAUUGCACAGUGUGUGUGUGUGUGUGUGUGUGUGUGUGUGUGUACUGAAGGCUGCUGUGCGGCCCCUUGUGCCCGGCCCUGCCUGCCCUGCCUGCCCUGCCUGCUCCGGCAGGACAGGCCGCUGCGGGGGCGAGGGACGGGUCCUGAGCACUUAACCCCUGGACACCCCACGGUGCUGUGGGCCCCGCGCCAUGCGUGGGGAGCAACCACGGGAGCCACGGGGCUCUGCCUCCCCCAGGCUUGCUUCUCCUGGUUUGGUUUUUUCCCCCUUUUUAAAUGUUAAGCUUUUUCGUGUGUGGCUCCCUCCCCGGCCCCUAUCCCUGACCCCGCUCCCAUCACCCCUCCCCUGCCCCAUCCUUUCUCUCAGACCCCAAAAUCUCAGCAGCGAAGCUCCAGCUCCUAAUUUGGAUGAAGGGUCACCAGCAAGUUUUGCAGGUGGAGGGUGGGUAGGGGAAGCCUCUGGGCUGUGGCAAACACUGGUCCAUGGUGCUGCCAAGCUGCUGGGUGCUCGAAGGCUGCACUGGAGGGAGACGAGGGGGGGAGAGGGGGUGGGCUGCUGCAGGGUGAGGGUGGGCUGUGAGCCGGUGUUGGCAUUAGCUCUGUUUCCCAGAGCUCCUCCUGUCUGCCUGAGCUGUUGCCAGCAGCAGUCAUCUAUGCACUAUCUUACAGACUCACAUAAAGCCGGAGUGUGGGAGGGCUCUGCUGGAGCGUGGGCACAGUGUGGGUAGAAGGUCUUCCUCCAGUGCCGCCUCCCUGUCUGCUCGUGGGUGACUGUGGGCAACGGGCAGACAGGCCCAGCACAGUCAGCCCUGCAGCUCUGCAGAGGAGUUCUCAAAAGGAGUUCUCAGGGGCUGUGUGGAUGUCGUGUCCACUCCUCAGCAUGAGGCCAUGUCCCCUCCAGCCCUGGCCUGGCUGCAAGUGCUGCUGGGGUGGCUGGAGCAUCCAAGAGGUGCCCCUGCCAGAUGGGCACCUGCCGUGGGCUGGCAGCAUUUCCCUACUCUCUCCCUGCUGGGAUUUAGCUGGGGAGAGGGAGAGGGACCCCACAUUCCCUCAAAGCCACCCUGCUUCCCUCACUAGCCCUAUGCCCCUGGGCUGGCAGUGGCCUGAGCUGGAGCUGAACCUUUCCAACCUGAAGCUGAGUGAAAAUAGCCCAUAAUGGGUGCGUUGUAAAUAUGUUAUUGAGCCAGUAUUUUUUUUACUGUGCCUUUUUUUUUUAAGAAAAAGAAAAAAAAACCACAUUGAGAAAUAUGUAGAUUUUAAAAUGCUUUUUAUACAUUUUCUGUGGAUCAGAAAAGAAAAAAGAAACCCAAGCAAACAACCCCCAACCUUUGAGAAUCUGUUUAAGAGAGAGAAAAAAAAUAAUUGCAAUGUCUUGUAACUAUCACUUACCUUAAUUUAUAUGUUCCAGUAUCUGGAACGUCACUCUGUGCUUUUUGUAACUAGGAUGUGUUUAAAGCAAUAGAUGUGGGGUGGGGAACCAGCAUGGACAGUGUGUUCUCAGGGACUUGAACCCGAUUGCUGCCACGGGGUUCCCGUGGGAGCGUCACCAAUAAAGCAGCUUUUUUGCUGACCACAGUCACCUGG
Colius striatus (speckled mousebird) is the source of this 2884-nucleotide messenger RNA. RefSeq names its product LFNG O-fucosylpeptide 3-beta-N-acetylglucosaminyltransferase (gene LFNG). Lineage: Eukaryota; Metazoa; Chordata; Aves; Coliiformes; Coliidae. Gene Ontology annotation, cellular component: Golgi membrane. Gene Ontology annotation, molecular function: O-fucosylpeptide 3-beta-N-acetylglucosaminyltransferase activity. The record is from RefSeq and is a predicted model, not a curated record. The transcript has 8 exons. Gene Ontology annotation, biological process: pattern specification process; regulation of Notch signaling pathway. Bases 76 to 1176 code for a protein of 366 amino acids.